Galeopterus variegatus (Sunda flying lemur) is the source of this 1487-nucleotide messenger RNA. RefSeq names its product chromosome unknown open reading frame, human CXorf21 (gene TASL). The transcript has 2 exons. The record is from RefSeq and is a predicted model, not a curated record. Gene Ontology annotation, biological process: regulation of toll-like receptor signaling pathway. The coding region runs from base 84 to 965 and encodes 293 amino acids. Lineage: Eukaryota; Metazoa; Chordata; Mammalia; Dermoptera; Cynocephalidae.
GACGCUUCUCAUAGGAGUGAAGAGUAUUUGAAAUCUGGGUUAGACGUCCAUAUCAUAACGAUAAUUUUGGAGAUAUACAAAGAAUGCUGUCAGAAGGGUAUCUCAGUGGACUGGCCUACUCGAGUGACACCCACUGGAGUUGUGCAUCUUAUAAUGAGCAGGCGAUUGGGGAGAAGGAAGAGAAGACAAAUUCUGUUGCUGCUCUUCCCUAUUCCUCUGUGGAUGAAACACAAAUCAGAAGUCUCUACAUGAGCUGCAAAUCCUCUGGCAAGUUUAUUUCUCCAGUGCAUUCAAGAGAGAGCCAACACAGCAGAAGUCAGAGAGUCACAGUGCUGCAGACAAACCCCAAUCCCGUGUUUGAAAGCCCAAAUUUGGCUGCAGUCGAAAUAUGUAGAGACCCCAGCAGAGAGACCUACUUGGUUCCCCCUUCCUGCAAAAGUAUUUGCAAGAAUUACAAUGACUUACAUAUUGCAGGGGACCAGGUGAUGGCCAUUAAUUCAGUGACAACAGAUUUUCCCUCUGAGACCAGUUUUGAAUAUGGCCCUUUGCUGAAGUCAUCUGAGAUUCCUUUACCGAUGGAGGAUUCCAUUUCCACUCAGCCCAGUGAGUUUCCCCAAAAACCCAUCCAGCAGUACUCAUCCAGCAUCAAAGAGAAAAUCAGCCUGCAGAUGCACAAGCCUAUUUCUAAUGCAGUGCUGAAUGAGUACCUGGAGCAGAAAGUGGUGGAGUUAUAUAAGCAGUACAUUAUGGACACCACAUUUCAUGACAGUUCUCCCACUCAGAUUCUGGCAUCUGAGCUCAUCAUGACAAGUGUGGACCAAAUUAGUCAUCAAGUGUGCAGAGAGAAGAACCUGGAGACAUCAAAAGCCAGGGAUAUAGUCCUUAGCCGUUUAUUACAGUUGGUGUCAACUGAAAUCAGCACCCCCAGUCUCCAUAUUUCUCAGUAUAGCAGUGUUAAUCCAUAAGAGAGGAUGCUUCCAUUCCUUUCGCUCAAUUACUCGAACCAAGGCAACACUUUAUUCAUUUAUUUUAAGAAUAAACAGGAGAAGGUUGGUGAAGGGGAGUUAAGAGCUAGAGAAGUAAAGGUCGGCUGGAAGUCAGGUUUGAAAAAAGGGGAACUCACAUGAUUAUACAUGAUGAAGGAAUGUGGGAAGAGGGGCCCUAAAGAAUGAUUCAAAGAGACAUGUAUAUAGCAACAAAGCAAAAAUAAAAAAGAUUAAAAAAAAAAGAAAAGGUUAUGAUUCACUUAAAGGAGUAUAGACAUGUAAAAAAUAAGAAAAGCCGAAUAAGAAAGAAACACACUAUGGCAAAACUAAAAAGCCAAAAGUUUUCAGGAUAGAGAAUUAAGUAUAGAUUUGUUACCCAAAUAAAUUCCUCCAAGUUAUUUCUUCCUGAGGUAAAUGGACUGUAGAAGGCUGCUAUAUUUGGGUAGAAAGACAGGUUCAAACAGUUUUCAAAAUAUGUGUUUAUAUCUCUAUUUUCUCUAU